AUGAAAGUGGUGCCCGAACUUUUCGAGACACCCACCACCCGUCUCACGUCACGUCUUCUCACGACUUCAGUAAUCUCAACAUUUGCCGGUGGCUUCCAUUUCGGUUAUUUGAUCUCGGCAGUCAAUCCGCUAGCUGAUAUACUACAACAGUUUAUAGUGGAGAAUCUACGAAUCCGCUACCACCUCCAACUUUCCUCCUCCCAUCUGGCUCUUCUCUGGUCCUCUCUCGCCGGUUGUCUAUUUGUUGGCGCCAUGAUAGGCGCCUACCUCUCAGUCUACCUUCUCCAAAAAAUCGGUCCAAGAAAGACUCUUUUGACAGCUGCCACUAUUUUGCUAGUGUCCACUCCAGUAUUUGGAUUGGCUUAUAGUUUUGACAUGGCAGAGUUGCUAUUGGUAUCAAGGAUACUGUCAGGAAUCGGGUUCGCCAUUGGGAUAUCUGCUCAAGGUGUCUUCCUGACCGAGAUCAGUCCGGGUGAGUCUAAGUGCGCUCCAAUGAGAAUUUUUUACAAUCUUUUCUUCCCAGCAAGGUACCGUGGCCUCACCAACUCUCUCAGUGGUCUCAUCGGAAACAUUGCAUUCCUCCUGGCCGCUUGUCUUGGCACCCCGUUCCUUCUGGGUACAGUAACCCAUUGGAAAUUUAUUUUCUGGAUUGAAAUUUCGCCGUGUCUUAUUCAUAUUCUUCUGAAUAUUUUGACAUUUCAUGACAGUCCCACUUAUCUAUUAUCGAUUGGAAAAGGCGGCGAAGCGGAGGAAUCACUCAAAGCAUAUUAUGGGGAGACAUGCCAUGUGAAGAGGGUUUUGGAGGAUUUGAGAAUUGCUCAGGAUUCGGGAAACACUCAGAAAAGUUUAAGGGAAAUUCUGAAGGAUAAAGCCGGUGCCCAGGCGUUGUCACUCUCAGUGGCUAUCAAUUUUUCGGUGGCGUUCAGCGGCAUCGUCGCCAUCUCGUUCUUCGGCACAUUCCUUCUCCAAAACGUCGGAUUUUCGCCAGAAGGCUCCGCUGUCGCCAACAGUCUUUGCAGUUUUGCCUCAAUCAUUUCUGCUCUGUUAGCAGCUAUUGCUAUAGAUAAGAUCGGUCGCCGUCCCCUUCUCAUCUCCUCCCUUCUCAUUCUAGCCCUCAUCAAUAUCUUAAUGAUGUCACUGGUCUUCUUAUAUGAUUCCACAAAGGACGCUAUACUAGCAUGGCCAUUUUUAGGGCUCUUUGUGCUUUUCACAUUUGUGUUCAGCAUUGGAAUCGGGCCGGCCGCUGUGUUCAUUGGAGCAGAGUUGGCGCCACCGGGAACAAUUAGUAAAAUGCAGAGUUACAGUACUUCUGUACAAUCUCGACGAGCUCUAUCUGUAUGUGACAGUACGGAGCAGUUUAGGAUUCAUUAUUGCUCCGCGAGCAGAGCUAGAAUGAAUCCUAAACUGCUCCGUACUGUCACAUACAGAUAG
This is a messenger RNA of Caenorhabditis remanei, 1431 nucleotides long. RefSeq lists its product as uncharacterized. The record is from RefSeq and is a predicted model, not a curated record. The transcript has 5 exons. Gene Ontology annotation, cellular component: membrane. Gene Ontology annotation, biological process: monosaccharide transmembrane transport. Gene Ontology annotation, molecular function: hexose transmembrane transporter activity. NCBI's taxonomy places the organism in Eukaryota, Metazoa, Nematoda, Chromadorea, Rhabditida, Rhabditidae. Bases 1 to 1431 code for a protein of 476 amino acids.